AUGCCACCAAUUUUAAUUAUAUUUAUUAGUUUUACUACUAUUUCUUUUCAAUCUAUACAUGGCAUGAUAAUUGGCGAAUGUAAAGUACCAAAUCAAUGGAACACAUGGUUAAAUGUUCAUCGUCCAACAGUAAAUGGUGAAUUCGAACUAGUACUACAUUAUCAGAAAAUCUUUGCUGGUCAACCUUUUGUAUGUUUGAAACCAACAGGAUUAGAAGUUAAAACAGUUGAUGGCCGAGAACCAGCUGAUACAGGCGAUACAUUUCGUUUUACACUAAAUGAUGGUUUUCUUUGUAUUAAUCAAAUAAUUGUUCCAAAAGGAAAAAAUUGUACCGAUUAUAAACUAAAAUUUUGUUGUCCACCAAAAUAA
Messenger RNA from Rotaria socialis, 369 nucleotides. The record is from the annotation of a GenBank genome assembly. Lineage: Eukaryota; Metazoa; Rotifera; Eurotatoria; Philodinida; Philodinidae.